GAUCAAGUGUGUCUCUGGAACAGGGUGUCCGCGAGGUCUUAAAAAGUUGAUAAAUCAAUUAUGAGAAAAUUGAGGCCCUUAAAAGCGUGCUCGAUCCACACGAUUGUUUCAGACUGGGGUGCAUCUGGCCAAGCUUAUCCAUCCGGAUGAUGUCACGUAAUUUGCGACAAACGCGGGAAGAGUCUUCUACUGCUGGUGAUAUCUUUCUCAAACAUGUCACAUCUAUUAUGAAGGACAAACACACUUCUGGAGAUCAGGAUUUGUCUCCAGGAUGCAGUGAUUGGGCUGGAGAUACUCCCUUCCUAAAGACAACGGGAGGAGCAGACUGCGGAGAAGAGAGCUCUCACACACACGUACAGCUACACGUAUGUCUGGAUCAUGGAAGAGAGAAGAGGAUUACAACAGGAACAUGCAAAUAUGAUGCCUGUUUUCUCACACUGGAUCCAAACACAACAAACACUCGUCUCAUUCUGUCUGAGGAGAACAGAAAGGUGACACGAGUGAGGGAGAAACAGUGGUAUCCUGAUCAUCCAGACAGAUUUGACGAUGUGUCUCAGGUGUUGUGCAGAGAGAGUGUGUGUGGACGCUGUUACUGGGAGAUUGACUGGAGUGGAGAUGGUGUGGAAAUAUCAGUGUCAUAUAAGAGUAUUAGAAGGAAGGGACGAGGUUAUGAGAGUUGGUUUGGAUGUAAUGCUCAGUCCUGGAGUUUGAUCUGCUCUUCCUCCAGUUUCUCAUUCAUACACGAUAACACACAGACUGGUCUCUCUGUAGAGCCGAUCAGCAGUAGAAUAGGAGUGUUUGUGGAUCACAAUGCAGGAACUCUGAUCUUCUACAACAUCUAUAGAGAUAAAACGAGUCUUAUCCACUCAGUCCAGACCACAUUCACUGAGCCGCUCUGGCCUGGGUUUAGGGUUCAUUAUGGAUCAUCAGUAAAACUGUGCUAAAGACUGAGAGACUGAAGAGAGAUCUCCUCAUAAUCCUCUGCUCUGCAGGAUUAGCCAGAAGAAGCAUGAUUACUAAAAACUCAUUUGUUUUAUGUUGCUUUUACAAAUGUAUUGUAAACUUGCCUCUUGUUAUUUCUGUUUUCUUUUAUAUUGUUUUCUUUUUUCUGUUCAGUACUUUAGUUUCACAU
Molecule: messenger RNA, 1132 nt
Organism: Danio aesculapii
Lineage: Eukaryota; Metazoa; Chordata; Actinopteri; Cypriniformes; Danionidae
Product: stonustoxin subunit alpha-like
Exons: 6
Coding region: 147-944 (265 amino acids)
Molecular function (GO): protein binding
Source: RefSeq, a predicted model, not a curated record